Messenger RNA from Trypanosoma rangeli, 1113 nucleotides. RefSeq lists its product as uncharacterized. The record is from RefSeq and is a predicted model, not a curated record. Lineage: Eukaryota; Euglenozoa; Kinetoplastea; Trypanosomatida; Trypanosomatidae. The transcript has a single exon. The coding region runs from base 1 to 1113 and encodes 370 amino acids. Gene Ontology annotation, molecular function: RNA binding.
AUGCCAGCGAAAAAGAAAGGGGGGCGUGGAAAGACAAUCAACCUUGUGGACUUCAACGAUGAGUACAUCCCCGAGGACAACUUAGACUGGGCGGUGGAGGCUCCACGGGAAAAGACCCAGGAUGAGGUGGUGCAGGAGAAGCUCGCCAAGCGGGACUACAGCCGUACAGCAAAGAACGCACUUGUGGAGAAAAGCGGGUUUCGCGAUAUCCCAAGCGAGCAGGUCAACGGUGCCAGAGGUGUGGAUGACCUCCAGCCGCCAUUCGUGGCACACUUUGGCAACCUUCGCAACGGAACCACCGAGGAGGAGUUUCUGCGCAAUUUCCACGAGGAUUGUAUUGUCACCUCACGACUCAUUAGCCAGGAUGGAAAGAGUUUUGCGUUUGUGGAGUUCAAAACGGCUCAGGCUCUCGCCAUCGCGCUUGCCAUGGAUCAGACCAUGGUAAAGGGCCGCAAGCUUUACGUAGACUUAGCCACGCAGAAACAAGUGGAGCGGCUUCACGGACACAGUGGGCUUUCACGACAAAAUGCAGGACAGUCACAGCAAGGUGCAGGGUUGCAGCAGAUAAACUUUACCCGCGACGCAUUUGGUUCCACGCAAACCACGGAACGAGAGACUGGAUCGCGAUCUGGGUUUGGCUCCAGGAACGAUCUCCAUAUGCUAGCUGAUCUUUCUCGCGACACGUUGGGAGCUGCUACCCGAAGACCUGAGGGUGUGGCAAGUCCGCUAGGUCCACCGGAUUUCUCGAGCUGGCGAAAUGAGGGCCCCGUGGUGCAGCCUGACUUUCAUCCAGGCUCGCGUGAGAGCCGCAGAAGCGAUGCCGAGCUCGACCGUCGAGGCGGCACAGGCGGUGGUCGCAACAGCAAGCGGCAGAGCCCUGUCGCGGCAGGUGGUCUGGCAAACUGGCGUGACGAGCCCGUGACGCAGCCGCCGCCACCACCACCAACUGCGCCUGGAACGGGCCAUGGAGGAGAAGUCAGCAACAACGAUGGUAAUGAGGGCUCCAGAGGAAGUUGGCCACGCGAUGGGGCUGGGCGCGGGGGUCACCGGGGCCCACCGAAGCCCUCAGUGGCACCGAGGGACGACAGCAAGUGGGAGGCGCUCCGUCGUUGA